AUGGCCAAUGGCUUCCUCCCAUACCACGAACCCGGAACUAUCGAUAUCCUCAUUCUUAUAUCUUUUUUCUUUUUUCUUUCCCUUGCAAAAUGGGUCUCCGCGAAGAUACUACAGGCUGGUAUUAUAGGCCAAAUCGCCGUCGGUAUCAUUUACGGUGUACCAUUGGCCAAUAUCCUUAAACACACAUGGCAGGAGACUUUUCUCGCUCUAGGAUACGUCGGAUUGAUUUUGAUCAUUUUCGAAGGCGGUCUUGGCGCUCGUGUGGAUCUUCUUCAGCAGAAUUUCACUUUGAGUAUGAUUGGCGCGGCAACUGGCGUCUGCUUUCCUAUCGGUCUUUCAUACCUUUUACUUUAUCUUGGUUUUGGAUAUGGCGCGGUGGAGACCUUCAUCAUUGGCGCAGCUCUUUCCGCUACCUCACUAGGAACUACCUUUGCUGUGAUCAGUUCUGCGUCUGGCUCAGUGAAUCUCUCUCAGACUAGAGUAGGAUCAGUUCUUGUGAGCGCUGCUGUCAUCGACGAUGUGGUAGGGCUUGUCAUGUUAAGUGUAAUUGGUGACUUGGGCAAGCUUUCAGGAGACGGGAAUGUCAAUCUGGGCUGGCUUAUCGGGCGUCCUAUUGUGGCGUCGAUAGCCAUGGCCAUCGUUACCCCCGUCGUCACCAAAUGGUUAUUUGCGCCCUUUUUCCGAAAGUUCAUUGAAUACCAUUUUGCACGCUUCGACCAUGUCUCCAACAUCAUUCUUAUGAUCCUUGUUCUUUCGGCGUUCAUUGCCAUCGCUGGAUUUACUGGUACAUCUGUCUUGUUUGGUGCCUUUCUGGCGGGUGUGUUCCUUACAUACCUUCCGAGCAAGCGCCCCGAAGGACCGUUUGUCGUUAUGAGUCGUGAGGAGGGCGAGCGCGAGGCAGAUAAAAGUCCCACUUUCGUUCAUACGUUUGAGAAAUAUCUGUUGGAACCUCAGCAGUAUUUGAUGGAGCCUUUGUUCUUCUCAAGCAUCGGAUUCGCGAUCCCUUUCGUGCAGCUGUGGACGGGGAAGCGAAUUUGGAGAGGUGUGGUUUAUACCCUCCUCAUGGCGUUUGCAAAGUGUAUCGUUGGAAUCUGGAUCCCAAUAUGGCAACUCGCUCUCGGGGGCAAAUCCCCUAGCAAAGAAGAGUCAAAUGAGAAGCAGGAAGGACAGAGGCAACAUCAAAACGAGGAGGAGAAGAGGAAGAAUAGGAAGGGGAACACUUGGAACCGGGCCUGGCUCGCGGCGGCAGUCUUAGGAUCUGCCAUGGUGGCACGCGGUGAGAUUGGGCUUUUGAUUAUCGAAAUCGGACAUAACGAAACUCCGUACGUGAGUGAUGAGGGUUUCAUCACUGGCGUCUGGGCCAUUCUUCUAAACACCGUCAUUGGCCCAGUUACGGUCGGUCUCUUGGUUCGAUUUUAUGCAGGAAAAAUCGAAGAGGGUGAUUGGGGAUUGCAGGAUAGUACUAUGCCUGCCUCGAACCAGGAAACUAGUCACGGAGCAGUAUAG
Messenger RNA from Penicillium soppii, 1506 nucleotides. RefSeq names its product cation:proton antiporter. Gene Ontology annotation, cellular component: membrane. The record is from RefSeq and is a predicted model, not a curated record. The coding region runs from base 1 to 1506 and encodes 501 amino acids. Gene Ontology annotation, molecular function: antiporter activity. The transcript is spliced from 7 exons. Gene Ontology annotation, biological process: proton transmembrane transport. NCBI's taxonomy places the organism in Eukaryota, Fungi, Ascomycota, Eurotiomycetes, Eurotiales, Aspergillaceae.